Molecule: messenger RNA, 3607 nt
Organism: Drosophila rhopaloa
Lineage: Eukaryota; Metazoa; Arthropoda; Insecta; Diptera; Drosophilidae
Gene: RhoGAP54D
Product: rho GTPase-activating protein 21
Exons: 7
Coding region: 355-3354 (999 amino acids)
Biological process (GO): regulation of small GTPase mediated signal transduction; signal transduction
Cellular component (GO): cytoplasm
Molecular function (GO): GTPase activator activity
Source: RefSeq, a predicted model, not a curated record
AAAAGAAGGCCAUAAUUUGGCGCUCUGUCCGCGGUCACACUGGUUCGGUAGCGUCUCGUUUCAAUUUUCAAUAAUUUUCAGUUAAAGUACGCGAUAAAUGUGAUAUAUGCGGAAUUAUGUGCUCGGGCAACAAACCUUCGAAGGCAAUACAUUUCUAGACAGAAAAUCAUUGCGGACGCAAGUGAAAGGAGUAGCCUUCGGGUUUACGGAACGAACUUGUCAUUGUCCUUCCCUACGUUGUUGUUGUUUUGUUGCUGUAUUCGCUGGCAGUCGUUGUUGUGGUUGCUCGUGGAUACAUACAGUGUUUACUCGAUAACUUCAACAGAACCGCAAUCAAAUUACAAGGAAACCACAAUGGACACGGACCAUGCGAAUAUCAAUGAUUUCAAGGAUCGCGAUCUGGCCUCGCGCAUGCGCCGUUGCAAUUAUGAAAAGUACAAAUCUUUGGUGCGCAUGCACCUUUCCUUUGAACUGGACCUGAAUACGGAUGAAUUUGACCUUCCUUGCCACGAGAUCGUCUACGAGGACAAGGGCAAGCUGAAGAAGUGGAACCGCCUGUCCAAGAAGCACCGUCUGGGUCAUGGAGCAGCAAGCACAUCCUGUGCUUCCGCCUCAGGUAGCAAAUCCGUGGGUAACAGUCCCACGGAAACCCUGCAGCAGCAAAUUGACCCAGGAUUUCUGAUGCAUCUGCAAGAGCUCAAGGAGUUUCUCAUGCUAGAAAAAAAUCUCACCCAGGAGGGGCUCUUCCGCAAAGCCGGAGCCGUUUCUCGACAAAAUGAACUUAGGAUGCACAUCCAGCACGACAAGCCACUGAAUUUGGAGCUCGCCGGCUUCUCGGCUCACGACUGCGCCACCGUUUUCAAGGGUUUCCUAUCCGAGCUGCCCGAACCCCUCCUCACAGAUGCUCACUAUCCAGCCCAUCUACAGAUAGCCCCGCUCUGCCAGGCACUCAAUGGUCAGGCCAUGUCUACCGCCGAGCGUCAGCAGCACCUGCUCAACUCAGUGCAGCUGCUGCUCCUUCUCCUGCCUGAGGAACAUCGCGAACUCCUUCAGCACAUCAUCGAAAUGCUCCAUGCCGUGGCUCAGAACGAAAGGAGUAAUAAGAUGAGCGCCGAGAACUUGGCCACUUUGUUCACGCCCCAUUUGAUCUGUCCCAGGCAACUACCGCCCGAGGUGCUCCACUACCAGGCGAAGAAGAUGGCCAGCAUCGUGACCUACAUGAUAGUCCGCGGACUAGACAUCUUCGAGGUGCCGGGAAAGCUGUCCACCGAUAUCCGGGCGUACUUUCUUGAGCGCAAACGAAAGAAAACCAUGUCGCCGGAACAAACUCUCGACGAGUCCAUCUCGGACGUCUCGACGGUCAACACGGUGUACACUUUUGUAGAUCGCGCCGCCACUGCAGCGGCCACAAAUACGAACAACACGGACACCGAGCUGGCACAGCUUUAUGCCCACAUCCAGAGCAUGCCGGAGUCUUCAAAGAAGCGUCGACUGAUCAAGCAGUUUAACAAGCAAAACGGGCAGGGCACACCGUUGCAGCUGGUGGUAAUGAAUCGUCUGAAGAACAAUGAGGCCACUCGGAGUGCCAAGUCUCUGGGCGAUUCUAUUAAGAAGCACAUUUUCCACAAGAGCCUCAUGUCGCGUACCCCAAAGAGAGUGCCACCCACUUUUCAUUUGGCAGGAGGGCCAGAGACGCCCAACAUGUCGCAUGUUAAACUGCCCAAGAUGCGGGUGCUCUUCCAGAGUCCCACGCCACCCACUCCCACCUCAUCGACCAUCACCAGCGUUACCCUGGCAACUAACCCACGGCACAAGCUUCAGAAAUCCAUCUCAUCCGCCUCCCUUAAGAUCGAGUCCUCAUCCUCGGACAGUAGCUCCAGCUGUGCGGCCAGCGGUAGCAUCUCUGCUCCAGUGAGUCGGCAGCAGUCUAAGGAGUCACCUUUGGGCGCGGGGGCUGCUGCUCCCGGACAGGACCUGGACGAGAUCGAUGCCGAUUGCUGUGUGACGCCUUUAAAGAUCAUGUCAGCAGUUGCCAAGCAGCUCAUCGAUAAGAAGAGCGUGGCCUGGGAUGAGCAGCGCCUGCUGGAGAUCGAGGAGUACUCGAAUCCUUCCACGCCAGUUCAGCAAUCGUCGCGCUACAGAUCGGAGCCUAAUCUUUCGAGUAUCCUGCCCCAGGUGGACCCGGAGGAAGAGGACGACGGCGCACUCACGCCCAUUGUAGAGGGCCGCAGCACCAUGACGGCAAGCAGCAGCCACAUGGGCAGGUCCAUAACCCGCAAGUUGAUGAAGGGCGUCAGCAUGGGUAAUCUUAGAUUCCCGUUCAGCACACCGGAGACGACCAAACGGCUGGUGCGGAGUGUUUCGGCCACCCUGAGGAGGCGUCCCAGUGGCGAAGAAGGCAAACACUGCCCGUUGGCAGCGGAUGCUCCGCUUUUGGAGGAUGUGGAUGACAGCGAUGAAGAGGAGGAGCAUCAUGAGGAUAGGGAGGAGAAUGAUGAUGAUACGCUGUCGGAGAACAAUGGCAGUUCAAACGAACUGCCCGCAAUGAGUCUGGACUAUCGGCAGAUUCUGCAGAGCAGCGUGUACCGCAAUAUGGAUCUCAUCACGAGUACACCAGCUCUGCACAUGGGCCGGCGUUCCAUGUCGCCCAUAACCAAGUCCACUCAACGCAUGCCCAAGGCGAUGCAGGAAUCUAUUAUGACUCCCCGCUCUCGGAAACCCGUGAUGCUGCUGAACGCCUUGGGCGGCAAUGGCGACAAGCAGCUAAACCUGAGCUUUGCCGAGCAAGAGGAGCAGGAUUCAAUCGGCGGCACACCCACCAAACAGCGGGAGCCGCCAACGCUGCACAGCGAAGAUGCCACUUCACUGGGAGGCUAUGCGGAGAUUCUGAGGCACCAGCAGAGCUUUGCCCUCUUAAACUCCAGACAGCGGACGACAAGCAGCAGCACCAGCAACGAAGACUCCAAGCCCUCGAAUGCCCUAUCCAGUGAUUUCAAGGAAUAUUUGUUAACUCGCAGCGUGCUCACAGCCAGUCCGGCGGACUUGUCCUUUGCCAGUCGCUCUGAUGAUUUUGGCGGAGCAAGCACCACGCAGGACAUCGAUGACUUGGACGAGUCCGAUCUAAGUCCCAGUCUGCUCUACUGUUUGGAUGGAAAUGAGCCUACCUUAGCCUCGCCCUUUGGCAACAGCAAUGGGCGAAAGCGAUCGGCGGGCACGCCCCUAAAGUCUGCUCUUAUUUCCGACCAUGAUGCCGAUAACAAGGAGAACGUAGAGAAUCUCCAGGAGGAGCACUCGCGCACCAAAAAACUCCUUAUUACUUCUCCCGAGGAGUAUCCUGGCGAAACCGCCCUUUAGCUUUAAAUCGAACUAAUCGCACACCUAGGUAUUUUCAUAAUAUAACGUUAAAACCGUUGUACGGUUUUAAAAAUCAUCUCUCAUCAAAAUGUUAAAGAAAAAGAUUGCUUCCGUGAAAAAAUAUUUUCAGUAUGACAAGUUCUCUCGUUUUAACUUGGCCGAGUUCUAAAAGUUUAGCCUAAGAUCUUACAUUAUAAAUGCAUGCCCCGAAAACUUAUAAAAUACAUAUAUAAAUAUAUAUAAUCGCAAAGUA